Ipomoea triloba (trilobed morning glory) is the source of this 663-nucleotide messenger RNA. RefSeq names its product kunitz trypsin inhibitor 5-like. The transcript has a single exon. The record is from RefSeq and is a predicted model, not a curated record. Bases 1 to 663 code for a protein of 220 amino acids. Gene Ontology annotation, molecular function: endopeptidase inhibitor activity. Lineage: Eukaryota; Viridiplantae; Streptophyta; Magnoliopsida; Solanales; Convolvulaceae.
AUGAAUUCAAUCACAAUCAUGUUUCUCUCAUUCCUUGUCUUUGCCGCCAUCACAACCUCUGUGCAUUGCACAACUGACCCACCCAACCCCCAUAAACAAGUACGUGACACUGAUGGAGACCUGGUUCGAGUUGAAACCAAUUAUUACAUUAUUCCAACGAAGAAAGAAACUGGAGGUGGUUUGUCAUUACGAAGCACAACUGAUGAAUCUUGUCCACUUGGUAUAUUCCAAGAAGAUGAGGAUGAUGAUGAAAGCCUUGGAAUCCCAGUAACAUUUUACCCCGUCAACCCUAAAAAGAGUGUUAUUCGUGUCUCCACCGAUUUGAACAUAGAGUUCUCCGAAUCUCCUCUCGAGUGUGACAAUUCUAAUGUUUGGAAGGUUGGUAACUAUAGCGGACACUCUAAAAGACACUACAUAUCCCCUGACGGCGUUAAGGGUCAUCCCGGGUCUAACACAAUCAGUAAUUGGUUUACGAUUGAAGUAUUCGAGAGUGGUUAUAAAUUGAAGCAUUGUCCAAGUGUGAUGGACAAUGAUACUUAUGAUGAUGGCGAGGAGGACGAUGUCGAAGUGUUGUGCAAAGACGUAGGCUUUCACAAGUAUAGUGGACAACAACGUUUGGCUUUAAGUGAUACUCCAUUUGGUGUUGUGUUCCAGAAAGCUUAA